Symbiodinium sp. CCMP2592 is the source of this 4758-nucleotide messenger RNA. The record is from the annotation of a GenBank genome assembly. NCBI's taxonomy places the organism in Eukaryota, Dinophyceae, Suessiales, Symbiodiniaceae.
AUGGCGUCAGCAGAGCCGGAGGCGGAAGCAGUUCCGCGCGCAGAGGCGGAGGAUUUGGACUUGGCAGUUCUUCCAGAGUGCAAGACCGUCCUCUGCGGGGCGCGCAACACCGUGCGAACUCUGAUUUGCAUCAAGACGCCGCCCCUUGAAAGCUCCACGAGCCGCGCGCCAAUAGAGGUGGCAUGUGUCUUGGACCGUUCCGGCUCCAUGCGAGGAGCUAAAUUGGCCUUUGCGAAGCGUGCCUGUGCGAAACUUGUGAAGCACUUGGACGUUCAGGAUACGCUCCACUUUAUCACUUAUGACCAGGUAAGCGAAACCAUCUUCACAGACGGUGACCUGUCAGAGAUAGGAAAAGAGAAUCUCAAGACCCAGAUCCAUGCAGUGCGACCUGGUGGAUCAACCAAUCUCUUCGGAGGUCUUCAAUCUGCUGCACAUCUGCUCGGCUCAUCAACCGCAGCUGGUACUCCAGACGACGCCACGGUCAAGCGCAUCUUUCUUUUCAGUGAUGGAUGUGUGAACUCGGGUGUCACAGACCCAGCGCAUAUUUGCAGGGAAGUUGCUGCCUGGACUGAGUUGGGCAUAACCACGGCCACGUUUGGAAUCGGAGCGGACUUUGACGAGCCGUUGAUGCGUGGAAUCGCCGAAGCUGGCAAGGGCCGAUACACGUUUCUUGCGACGGCUCCUGACAUUCCUCGAUUGGUGUCGAAGUCCGUCCACGACCUCUUGAAACUGUUUGGCAGUGAAGCUGUUUUAGAUAUUCGCGGGGGCACGCACACCGUCGUUGACAAGGUCUACGGAGGCGAUGACGAGGACGAGGAAGUGUCCAAUGCUAGCGCAGGCCUCUUGCAUUUGGGGGAUCUGCACGCGGACAACGAACGCAUGGUGCUGCUCGAGCUUACGAGCUCUCCUCCCGGAGACUUUGGCCCAGGCAGGAGCAUCAGGGCCGCAGAGUGGAUGCUAUCGUAUCUGAGGAACGGAGUCACCGUGCAGUUCUCGGGCUCUGUGGAGUUGACGACCACUGCUGACCGUGGGCGCGCCCAGGAACAUCCAGCAGUGAAAGCAAUGUUCACGCUCCGCCGGGCUUCCGAUCUCGAACGAGAGGUCGCCGAAUACCUCCAGCAAAGAAAUUUGAUUGCUGCCCGAGACGUGAAGACACAGCAGCUUCUUCUGCUGUCACAGGCGCUGAGCUCGAUGGAAGGUGUUGAGGAAUCUUAUGCCCUCGCCCUCCAAAGGGCCUACCAGAGGGCCCAGCGAGUUGCAGAGCAGCUUCAGAAUACCGAGGACAUGGAGCUCACCCGUCGACAGUGCGUGCACGAAUGUGACCGCAUGGAUGCAAUGAGUCUUGGUGGCUUGUCCGAUGGUCGAGACUCGAGCAUCUGCAGUGACAUUGCAGACGAGGAUGCCUUCUCCACAGGCUCAGCCGGCUCAGUUGCCAGCAUUUUAAGCCUUGAGAGCUACAGUCCAAGAGAAGCCCGCAUCCCUCAGCCUCCGGGUUCUCAGGCACAGGAAAGCCUGUUCCAAAUGUUUCAAGCACAAGCGCUCCAGAGGAGCCUCAGUGUCUAUACCAAGGUCCAUGGGUAUCCAGAAAAUGACCAGUUCACUUCGGUGAAGCGAACUCGCGGUGUGGCAUUCCAUGAAAAAGAUGGCGUGGAGUCACCUGAGGUACAGGUUCUUGCCUAUGUUAUCAGCCGCUUCGCGGGGCAUACCGAGGCCCAGGUGUUGCACCCAGCGGCUAUGCUGGAUCUCAGGGCUCAGCUUCGGUUUUUGGUUUCCGAGGGUCGGAAUGUGGAUGCAGCCAGGCUAUGGGCAUCAGCUCUCGAGAUCCAACAUUACCCUCCUCUCCCUCCAUUGCUCGACGGGUUACCUGCAGGUCUGCUACCUAUUCGCACGGUCCCGUGUGUCGACAUGGACUGUGCCCGGUGCGCCCAGAGCCGCGGAGGGUUCCAGCUGCCUUUUGUGGGUACAUUCACACAUGCUGCAGCGAUUGUCCGUCCAGGGAGUGACCCGGCUCAAGCGUGGAGUGCUUACCAUGCAUGCCGCUCCUAUUUGUCGCCGGGCGACAUCACGGCCCUUCAUUCGGGCCUUUGGCCUACCGACCUGCUGCCGAACCACCUCUACGCGCUCUUUUCUCGGGUGGCAGCACAGACCCACCCUCGGGCAGCCAGCUCAGCCGAGCUCUGGAUCGUUUUCAGGCUGCCCGGGAGGAUGAAAGAUCACGGGCUCAUAGGACCAUCUGGCUAUGGCUUGGGGCCGUGGCUUACGGGCCGGGACUAUUACCAGCAGCCUGCCACAGCUGCGGGGUGCCAACGGUCCUCCGCUGUCGGCGGUGUGACGCAGCGGCUUGUGGAGACUGCCUGGGCCGCUGCAUUCGGUGCCUGUGAUGAUGGGCGAUUCUGGAAGGGGCGUUCCCUUUAUUAUGACCGGCAGGAGCCGGCGGCCGCGGCGGAGACCGCAGGCAUCUUCUUAUACCGGGGUGGCGACCCCCGAUGCCCUGGGAUUAGGGCUGCAACCAGGAGUGGACCUGGGGCUGUCUUCGGCGGUGGCGACCCGCCCGGUCUUGAGUCGUACUCCUGCCCUGCUUCUGCCGUUGCCCGGCCUUCACGAUCAUCUUCCACGGCGGCUUCUCGGCUCAGGCCUCUGCUAGCAGCUGCGAUGGCCGGUGUGUACGCCCAGCAGUCGCUUGAGGCGGCAGGAGAUGGCGAUGGCCAGCCCGGCCCGUCUUCCGGACUCUUCGGGGAGGGUACCCCGGUAGAGGUCCGGGUGGAUGCGUGGCGCCGCGCUUUUGGUCUGGCAGAUGACGAGGAGUUCGCCUAUGUCUUCAUGUCGGCGGAGGAGGCACAGCGCCAGGCCGGUGCAGAAAUCGCGGCAGCCUGGAAAGAAGUCCGGGAGAGGGUUGAUGAAGGCAAGGCCCUGGCAUUCGCCCACGAAGCGGCCCAAGCCGGAGCGGCGGCGGCCAAACCUUCCACAAAGCCCCGCCCGCCUUUGCCGCGGCGGCGGGCAGCCGUGCCCAAGGCACCGCUGCAAGCCCGCACGCCUGUGGAGCGCGCUGCCUUGGAGACACCAUUGGUCGAGGAACUCGCCGACCUGUGGGUAGAUGCCAAGGUUCAGCGCCCGAGCGGUGAGCUCAACACGGGACGCCAAGCUGAGUGGGAGAACUUUGUGAGGCGCCGUGCUGCCAAAGUGUGCAGCGAAGCGGAAGUGGCCACGAUCAAGAAGGCCGUGGUUUCCCUCCGCGAGCUUCAGCAUUUCCAGGUCGCCCGGGGCAGAGACGGGCUGGAAGAGGUGGACACCCUGGACCUGGACGCCUUCAUAUUCAACUCGGCCGCUCCUCAUCGUGCUGUGGCGGGCUUGCGGUGGGCUGCCAAGCAGGCGGAGCUCGCCUGGAAGAUUCCGGAUGCACCCCGGACCGACCAGCGCCGCAAGCCUAGGGACGAGCGUCAGGCCACAUUGGCCGAACCGCCGAUGCUGGUCCACCUGGAGAAGGUUAUUGAGGACCGGUGCAUUAUGGGCGACCCUCGGUGGACUGCGAUGCUGGGGCAAUGGAUGCAGGCCUCCAGCUGCAUGCGGUAUGCCCACCUUCGGCGAAGCGAGGUCCUGCGCAUCACGGGGUCGACCGUGCAUGCCUUCUGCAACAAGGGCAAGCAGCGCCGCCUACGGCAGGGGUUUUACUUUGCCAUUCCGGCAGCCUUCGCUUCUGGAUGGAACUGGACCGAACCUUGGAAAGAAGCCUUCGAGGCCCUGCCCAAAGGCCGGCGGAGCCAGUGUGGGCUAUGCUUCGAUGCUCGGGGCUUCUCGUGGUCCCUCAGGGAGUCUACCCUGGCCGUGCAGGCGGCUUUCACGGAUGUGGUGGCCAAUCCGGAGGAGCUGACCUCCUAUAGCUGGCGCCGGUUGGGCCCUUCUGUGGCUAUGCUGGCACAGCUUACGCCGGGCGAGUCGAACGCCCUUGGGGACUGGCAAGAUCGAGUCUCUGACCAGAGGAGCGCCAUGCCCGUCCACUACAGUGGGUUGCGCUACAAGGAGAGCGUUCGAGUCAAGCAUUUGGUGUGGGCCUACAUGGGGGAGUUGCGCCCCUAUCCGACGUGGGAUACGGUGACCCCGCAGGACGUCGCAGAGCACACGACUUUGGCCCGGUCCUUGUGCGACCAACAGGUCAGGGCUGACAAGGAGCUCCUGUGGCAGGGACCAGCCUUCGCCGCGCAUAAGCCCAAGAAGUUUACCAUGAGGUUGGCCGCCCCUCUUGCACGCAAGUCUUUGGCCGGCCCGGUGCUACCUCUGGCGAAGCUGCGGUCGAAGCGAAGGGCCGAGCCUAAAGCAGUGGCGAGCAGCUCGGCCCGGCCUAGCUCGGCGGCUGCGGAAUUGCCCGCACCAGGUUCCCCCAUGCCGCCUUAUAUCGGUCGCCACAAGACGUCGCAGAACUUCAAGGACGGCGGCCGGCUGUGCACCGGCUUCAAUUUGGGCAACUGUCGGCGGGGUUCCGACUGCCCUUUCCUUCACAGGUGCGCUGCCACCAAGCUCUCCACAGACAGAGUCUGCGGCGGGAAGCAUGCGGCCCUGGACUGCCGCACCAAGAAAUAUGGCCUACCUCCCGGCUAUGUCGUCCCCGGACAAUCGCCUGAGCCAACGCCUGCUUCCCGACGGCGUCCAGCCGACGCACCGGCCGAGGGCGAUGGCCGGCGAGAUUCCAGAAGGAGGGUGGUGCCAGGUGCUGAUGGGGCUCCCCCGCUUCCCCUGACUUCGCCUCCCGGGGCGUUACCUUGA